CCCAUGUCGACGGCGAAGCAACCUUUUGUCAGUUUCACGGAGCGACAACUAGCCAUGUUCUUUUUCAACCGCGGAGGCGCACUGAGGGCACGGGUUCAGGAACUGGUCGGUACCGUCUGCACAUCCAUGCAGGAUGUUGAGGAGUGGAUAGGAGAAAAAGAACCAGGCUUUCUCAUCAAGCACCUCACCGUCGAUAUCGAUCCCGAAGACCUGACCAGUCGCCAGAGAGGCAAGGCUGGACACCGUGCUGCGAUCAAGUUGUUAUCCCUUGAUGAUUUCGAGACCCACUUGCAGAUGCUGGACGAUCCAGAGAUAUUUUCUCAGGGGUCUUUACGAACUGACGGAUUCACUAUGCAGCUCCUGUGUUCCAAGGUCAGGGAACUUCUGUCAGUCAAAUACAAACGGUUGCCCGACGAUCGCCUACCUCCUCGAUUGACUUCAACACUUCACGGUACCAGUGAUUUUUUGACGGAGAUCCGAAACAUUGUCCGAACCAAAGACGAUGUGGCGAGACUUUGGCCU
Gamsiella multidivaricata is the source of this 522-nucleotide messenger RNA. RefSeq lists its product as uncharacterized. The coding region runs from base 272 to 436 and encodes 54 amino acids. The record is from RefSeq and is a predicted model, not a curated record. NCBI's taxonomy places the organism in Eukaryota, Fungi, Mortierellomycota, Mortierellomycetes, Mortierellales, Mortierellaceae. The transcript has 2 exons.